This is a messenger RNA of Prunus armeniaca (apricot), 204 nucleotides long. NCBI's taxonomy places the organism in Eukaryota, Viridiplantae, Streptophyta, Magnoliopsida, Rosales, Rosaceae. The record is from the annotation of a GenBank genome assembly.
AUGGCUCUUGAGUAUGUACAUCAUGGAAAGUUCUCUGUUAAAUCAGAUGUGUUUAGCUUUGGAGUGCUGGUUCUGGAGAUAAGCAGUGGUCAUAAAAAUAGUAGCUUUCACAUUAAUGGGAAGCAGAGGAUCUUUUUAGCUAUGCAUGCAUGGAUACACUGGAGGGAAGAGAUGGCUUUAAACCUCAUAGAUAUUCAACUUUGA